GUUUUGCAGAAAUUCCACUUCUAUGUUGGUAAUUUGCACUUACUUUCAAAUAUGAAAAAGCUAGUUACUAAGAUUCCAAUGAAGGUGCUACGGAUAUAUUAGGAGAAAUAUUUGCUUGACUUGUCGAUACCAUUGAAGAGUUGUGUUUGAUCAAAGGGAAAUAAGAAUGGAGAAUAAGAAGCCAGUAAUGCAGCAUUCGAAUUCUCAUUUAUCAGCUUCUUCGUCCUCUGAUUCAUCUCUAGAACUAAGUACACAUCCAAAGGAGUCUCUUGGAGAUAUAUAUACCAAGCCUGAAGAAGAUGCUCCGAGUCCAGCAGCCUCGUCUAUUCCUGAUGUUUCUUCUCAGACGCCUCAAUGGAGCAUGAUGAGUUCAUCUCCGCGUGCUGAAACAGGAAAUCCGUUAUCUCCUGAUGCUUUUCCUCAGAAUGUUGAGCCAAUGAAAUCCCCUCCUUUACAUACUAUGGAUCAACCUCCAGGUUAUGAUCCUAAUCGUAUUCCAAAAUCCAUUUUUUCGAGCAAACCUACCACUACGGAAUGGAGUACUGCUUCAAACGAGUCGUUAUUUAGCAUUCAGAUGGGAGCCAAUAAUUUCUCUACAGAUUAUUCUUACAUGCUACCUAAAUCAGGAGAAAUCCCUGAGGAAUGGGAAAAUUCAACAGCCAAUCCAUAUUACACGUCUGAAGUUAAAUACAAUGAAAGUAAGAGCUUAAAUUCCCCUCUUCCCCCACUUAUCGAAGUUAGUAGAGAUAAUGAUGAAAAAGUUGGAAGAGCUUUGGAAGGUCCCGGUAUACAAGAGAAGAAUGUCGAGAACCUCAAAGUGGUACCAGAGGAAAUAACUGUGAAUAAUAUCAAACAAAAAACAACUACUAAUAUCAUUGAAGAGCCUACUGCUACCACCUCCAACAGGCCUGAUGAUAGAGUGGCUCCUCCAAUUGAGGAAACUCGUAUUUCAUCACCUGCUCAUGCUUCUUCACCUUGCUACUCCGAGGCGAGUGGAAACAGCAGCAAAUCCUUUGUUUUCCCAGUACUAGUAAAUGAUGGUGGGAAAAGCAACUCGCUGAAAGGUGCAUCUGAGAAAGUAGAAAAAUCUCAACCUCGACCUCAACCAGAGUUCCAACCUGAAAAACAGCCACAACAAAAACAAUCAGAAUCACAGCCUAAAGUAGCAGCGAAAACUUGGUGUUCAUGUUUCACUUGUUGGCCUCGCUGUUGUUGAUAUAUAUAUGUUUCUCUGUAGUGUCCGGUAUGCAAUGACAAGAAUGACUAAAUUAUCAAUGACACUUCUUUUCUGAAUUGAGGGGGAACUGGAAAUUAGGACUGUCUUCGUGGUGAAUCUUGAAUUUUCUUUCGGCACCAACUCCAAUCCAAGCCAGUUGACGUUCCAUCAAAGACUCGAUCAAGUAUGCUUUUUGACCUCGUCAAGGGGAAUCAAGCCCCCUAAACUCCAAGGAAGUGGCUCGGGUCAUUUGGGCAUAUCAUCAAUUUCAUAUGGGGGACGAAAUCCUCUUCUGCAAGCAGAUGGAGCAAUACCAGAACUUUGCUACUUGAAUCUCUCGUUAUUAUAAGUUGUCAUUGCACCUGGCAUUAGUAGUUUUUAUCUUGUAUGGUCGCCACUGUAACUCUCAAAGCUCGGAGAUAAUAACAACUUUUUCUGUUUUAACUUUUGUCCAUCAUUGCUUACAUUCAGCAUUUAUACAUGUAACUGGUGGAUUAUAGCAUACACAGAUGCUCUACUUGGACACACUUUA
Messenger RNA from Solanum dulcamara, 1748 nucleotides. RefSeq lists its product as uncharacterized. NCBI's taxonomy places the organism in Eukaryota, Viridiplantae, Streptophyta, Magnoliopsida, Solanales, Solanaceae. The transcript is spliced from 3 exons. The record is from RefSeq and is a predicted model, not a curated record. The coding region runs from base 167 to 1216 and encodes 349 amino acids.